Molecule: messenger RNA, 2604 nt
Organism: Styela clava
Lineage: Eukaryota; Metazoa; Chordata; Ascidiacea; Stolidobranchia; Styelidae
Source: RefSeq, a predicted model, not a curated record
UCGCGGCGGUGGAGUGCGGAGAGUUUAAAUGAAUACUGUAUCUAGAAGCACGUGUUUCCUAUAUGGGGAUAGUUUCACAACCUCUUAUUUGUUAUUUUCAGAUCAACAUAGUGAGAUAUAUUUAUUAUUUUUAUAUUAUCUUUAUUAAAAAAAGAAGCCAUCGAUAUGAACUGUGCAGGUAUAUUUCCAGUAUUUCUCGUGUUGAGCCUAUACGCGAAAUCAUGCUUUUCGUGCUUAAGUGAUGACGAUUGUAGUUAUGGAGGUGAAUGUGAUAAAAUUCUGCAAAGGUGCACGUGCAACUUGGCGUGUAACAGGUUCACGAAACCCAAACUGGUAUGUGCUGGCAAGAAAAUGCCUCAAACGGAAUGCAAAGCAUUGAACGUGGCAUGUGAGCAACAGAAAAAUAUCGUGUUAUCCCCGUUUGACCUUACAGUAUUUCGAAAGACGGGGAAUUGCAAAAAGAUGGUCACUGGAUCAAUAGAAGAAUUUUGCGAAGAUCAAACGAUUUGUAGCGGUAACGGAAUAUGUUUAAUACGGGUCGGUCAAAUCCAGCCAUAUUGCAGAUGCGUUGAAAAUUAUAGCGGAGACAGAUGUCACAUAAAAAGCCCUAAACUUAUGCCCGUGGCAGAUGGGGACGACACAGACACGGAUGGUCAUCAAGGCAACACGGUAGGCACGGGCCAUUCGCGAAGCAUGUACUACAUUGAUCCUGCCCCUUAUGUUGCUGCUGCAUUCGGGACCUGUGCAAUCGCUGCAUGUAUUCUCUUCUAUUUGCGCAGGAGGUCGGUAAAUUCCACCGAGGUCAAUAAACGUGAAGACGUAGAAAGUGACGUAUACUCGAUGAGGGAAGCUAAACAGUCCACACCGAUUGUCGUCGAUAUCCGACAAACAGAGGGAGAAAAAUUGGGGAAAGUUGCUGACGUCGAUAGCAAAUAACAACCCAGUCCAAACGCUUGCGGAAGACUCAACUGACUGCGGAAUAGCCAUAAUUACUUUUAUUGGUUUUAUUGGUCUGGUGUCUUGAAACGGCGAUGCGCAAUGACGAGACUAAAGUAUAUUUCAGCAAAACCAGCAUGCAAUCGUUGCAAAAAGAAUGGAUAAACUAAUGGUAAGUUUGGAUAAACUAAGAAAAUCACGAUACCAAUCAAUAUGAAUGACAAUAUACCUUCUAGAAGUUUCACAUCUGAUUACAAGGUUGGAAUACGACUGAACGCCAUGCGGCGCACCUAACAAUUUUCUGUAAAAACCAAGACUAGACAAAAAUACCGCAUUAUUGUUUCGUCAGAAAUCAAAGCUCAUUUCUCAAGAAUGCAAUCAUUAGAAUAAUACACGUAACAAUUUCGUGUGCUGGAAGCAGAUGUUGUCAGAUAUAUUCGUUACGAAAGUGUGAAUUCAUAGCGGUGGAAAAUCACGCAUUUUACGUUUCUGGAAAGGAUAUACAAAACCAACAACUAUGAUCCAGGAUUAAAAUACUCUUGUAUUGGAAAUAUAUCAUUGAUGACAAGUUAAGAUGGAGUGUUCCGUUCUGCUGAAUAUAGCGGUCGAAACUUAGGUGGAUGUAAAAAACCCGGGCCAAAUACGUGUUCCGAAAAUUUAUUUGUCAGAGACGGAGUUAUCUGGAACCGCUAAGCAUUGCUUCUGACAAUUAGGUGUUUACCUUCAAAUUUAUAGAAUGCUUUAAGUUCGUUUUGCAGACCAUGUUUUGAUAAAAAGCAUGCAAAAUUUAUAAUCGAAUUACUACGUGAAUGACAAGUCAAGUUUAUUUUUUCCAACUAGUAUAAUAAAAAUCGAUCUUCCCCAAAAUAUGAAAAAUAAGAUAAUUACGAAAUAUUAAUGGGGAUGCAUCAAAAAUUUUUCGAAUGUUUCGAAUAUUCAGUUUAUUUUAAAGAGUGUAGUAAAAUGAGUAAUGCUCAAAUAUAUGGGCACGAAAGCCGAAACAAAGUGGUAAGGGUAUGUAGUAGUACCCAUACACUUCGUGUUUAAAAACACAACACUUGUUGUGAUUACUCUAUCUUACUCUUACUUGAUUGAUAGUAGAAAAUGUGAUGCCUAAUGAGCAAGACAAUAAUUUACCAAAUGCCAUAAGCAGAUGUCAUCCAAACAUUAACACAAACCAACAAACUUAUCUUUAAUUUGGGGUUACGCGAGACCAACUUCCUAUUUUUUCUCCUUGACUUUGGCUCCGUAUGAGUAUUAUACAAGAAUGAUGCAGGAAUAAAAAUGACUAUACUAUGUGAUUCAAGACUAUUAAAUUGCAUCGUAUAAAUAAACUUAUGUAAAUUUUUGUGGUGCACAAGAAUGCUGCUAAUCUUAUAUACAUAUAUAUAAAGAUAUCUAUCAUACAUUCCUAUUAUGAAAUUAAUUAUUUACAUUAUUUUCUUUUCAAUUUACAAUCAUAAAUUGUAUUUUAUUUAUUCUUGCCAAAAUACACUGUGCUUUUCUAAAUAUUUUUGAUCGAUCGAGUGCUUUUAGAGUAAAAUACACUAUUUUUCUUGUUGGUUAAUAUACAAAUCGUGGUCAGUCAGAGACACACAAGUACAAAAAAGAUAAUAUAUAUUUAUUGCUGGCAAUAUCGCGCUACAAGGCUAAUGCGAUCUAUUUACC